Messenger RNA from Pelobates fuscus (common spadefoot toad), 1836 nucleotides. It is a transcript of the gene IDO2, whose product is annotated as indoleamine 2,3-dioxygenase 2. The transcript has 10 exons. Gene Ontology annotation, biological process: 'de novo' NAD+ biosynthetic process from L-tryptophan. The record is from RefSeq and is a predicted model, not a curated record. Gene Ontology annotation, molecular function: metal ion binding; indoleamine 2,3-dioxygenase activity; L-tryptophan 2,3-dioxygenase activity. NCBI's taxonomy places the organism in Eukaryota, Metazoa, Chordata, Amphibia, Anura, Pelobatidae. The coding region runs from base 132 to 1349 and encodes 405 amino acids. Gene Ontology annotation, cellular component: cytoplasm.
GAGAUUUAAGAUAGCCCUAUCUCUCUGUCUCUGCCAUUUGAUCAUCUCCCAGGCUGUGCUUACAGAGUUCCUAUUUUGAGCAAAGAAAUUAGGGUACUGGUUCUGAGAGCAGCUCUUGGUAUUUGGGAAAGAUGAAUAGCCAGGACCUUGCUAAUUUUAAGGUAGAAGAUUACAACAUUUCCGAGGAAUAUGGAUUCAUACACAAGAAUCCUCUGGACAAGCUUCCCCAAUACUACAAACCUUGGAUGGACAUUGCAGAGAAUUUAACUCUCCUGAUUGAAACAAAAAAGCUACGGAAAGAAGUGAUGCAGAUGCCGCAGCUGGGUUUAGAGCACCUUACAGAUAAACGGGAGAUGGUCCUUGCCCGUGUGUUGCUCAGCCACAUUGUUAUGGGAUAUGUAUGGCAGGACGGUGAGCAAGGGGCAAUUAAGGUGUUACCACAAGCUCUGGCUGUGCCGUAUUACCAGAUAUCAAAAGUCCUUGGUCUGCCGUUAAUUAUGGUUCAUUCUGACUUUGUGUUGGCCAACUGGAAACAGAAAGACCCCCUUGGAACUAUGACUAUAGAGAACCUGUCAACCAUUGUAUCACUCCCAGGAGGUGAGAGCCUGCAAGGAUUUGUUCUGGUUACUCUGCUAGUAGAGGUGGCUGCAAUCCCCGGGGUUAAGGCUGUGAUUCAGGCAGUAAAGGCACUGCUGUGUGAGGACAGACAGACACUUCUGCAGGCCAUGAGGGACAUGGCUCAAUCCAUUGACAAGAUGGGUGAAGCUCUGCAGCUUAUGUAUGAUUAUGUGGAUUCCGAUGUAUAUUACAACAAAAUCCGUAUCUUCCUCUCAGGGUGGAAGGACAACCCAUCCAUGCCAGAUGGUCUGAUCUAUGAGGGAGCAUCUGAUGAUCCACUGUUCUUCUCAGGUGGUAGUGCGGCACAGAGCUCCGUGUUCCAUGUUUAUGAUGAACUGUUUGGAAUCCAUCACCAACCUGAGAGCUCAAAUUUUCUCUUGAAAAUGCGUCAGUACAUGCCUCCUGCGCACAAUAGUUUCAUUGAAUGGGUUAAAGGUGUUCCUAAACUUCCGGAGUACGUACAGCGAUCUGGUGACCUGGACCUUACCUCGGCCUUUAAUCUUUGCGUUACUACUCUUACAGAAGUUCGCUCCCUCCACAUCCGCAUUGUCUCAAAAUAUGUGACCUCUGCAGGAGCCCGAGCUCGGAAGAAAGAACUAACAGCAGGAAGUGGAGGGCAGCACAUGCAAGAGAGGGGAACGGGUGGGUCUCUUGCCAUGGCCUUCUUAAAAAGUGUCAGGGAUACCUGUAAAGAGGGCCUUUUACAAAACAAUACAGCAGCGGACUGCUGACCAGAACCUGCAAGCCUUAAACAGCUCUUAUUAUGCUAAUUAUUUUUAAGAGAUUUCAUUUUAAUGUUAAUUAUUUUUGGCCCAUAUCUAAUAUAUACAAGUGCUGAAGAUAAGUAUACCCCUGUGAGUUUAGUUAUCUUGCCACUAAAGGUAAAGUCCACACACAGUGUUUGUCUGGUUUGAUGGCUGACCAUAUUUACCAUGAAGCUAACAAACCACAACUACAAAACUGCUUCAUAAUCCGGCUUAACUAUCCAACCCAAUGACAAUGUUUAAACAUUUCAAUGUGAUGUAAUAUAAAUUCUUAGUUUAAUUAAGAUGACUCCAUUUUGUUUUGUUACACUAAUCUGCACAUAGCGUGUUAUUAAAGUUAUAAGGUAUAAAGUUAGUUUAUUUGCCCACCUUUUUAAUCAUAGUAGUUGUUUGUUUCACUAUGCUGUAAUGUUAAAAAUAUGUUUUAUAAUUGAUUAAAAGUGUUGCUUCAACC